CUUCUCCACAGUGUGUGUGUCUCUGAGUGUGUCAGGUGUGUGUGUGUUGCGGCUCGCCGCUCUCGCGGCAGCAGCUCGGCUCUCGCGGGACCAGCAGCAGCUCGGCCGCCAUGUUGUGUGUCAGUAUUUUGGUUCGUAUGUGCUGAAGUGGAGAAAAAGCUCUUGGAGUCGGGCUGUGGAGGGGAGGGGGGGCGCAGACACCGACUGUCACACCGCUGCUGCCGAGCCCGCGUCGCACGGCCGCCUGCUGGGGCUCCGGAGCCCCCCCGACGCUGCGCGGAGGACACAAGGCCCCGGGCCUCGGUGCGGCUUGGCCCGUCUCUCGGCUUCUCCUCUCCGCCUCCGCGGCCCUGCGGAGGUCCGGCGGCGGGUUCGGCCGUCGAAGGCGGCCCGGGGAGCGGCGGCGGCGGCGGGACUGGAAGAUGUUUGAAAUGAAGGCGAUGUGCUGCCACCACUGACGCCCCGGCGCGCCGAACAGAACCCGCAGACCUGAACCGGCAAAAUACGAAUGGCCCAGGGAAGCCAGCCCAUUGACAUUCAGGUUUUGCGUGACCUGCGCCAGAAGUUCCCAGAAGUCCCAGAGGGUGUCGUGUCCCAGUGUGUUCUGCAGAACAACAACAACAUCGACGCGUGCUGCCAGUACUUGUCCCAGGUCAGUCCAGGCUACCUGUACGCCGAAGAGGGGAGCCUCCGAUUCUGCGACGACCCCGGCUACCAGCUCCGCAAUCACAUGACCCAGCUGAACCUGGGCCUGGAGCCGCAGAAUGUGCACGUGGCCCCCGCGCGGGACGGCCUGAGGAUGAACGGCAGCCGGACCCUGGCCCACAGCGUGAGCGAAGGGCCCCUCCCCACCGGCCCCAGCAGUGACUUCUACCAGCCGAGCCCCAGUCGGCGCCCGUGCGGGGUGCCCUCCUCCCUCGACGUGUUCGGCGUGAUGGAGCCCACGCGCGAACAGCAGCCGCCGCAGCACCUGGGACUACCGCUCUGCGUCAAAGGAUCCGCCAUGGGGGGCCAGCAGGCGCCGCGCUUCAACCCCAUCACCGUGACGCUGGCGCCCAACAUCCAGACGGGCCGCAACACGCCCACUGCUUUGCACAUACACGGCGGGCCGCAGUCGGGCCUCAGCAGUCCACAGGGGAACUCCAUCUACAUCCAGGCUACGUCAGCCAGCCGCGGCGGCCGGCAGGGCCAGCAGGGCGGCGGCCGGGCGCAGUACAGCCCCACCUCGCAGCCGCAGCAGCAGAUCUACCAUAUCUCCCACCCGUCCUCGCUGGCGGGCUCCUGGUCCGGGCCGCAGUACGCCGCCUCCUUGCAUACCUCACAGCAGCAACAGCCGCAGGGCCACCAGACCUCCCACGUCUACAUGCCCAUCAGCUCCCCCACCAACCCGCAGGCGCCCGCCAUCCCCCCCGCCGGCAGCCAGGUCCCUCCCUCCGGGGUGUCCUCCUGCUCCUCCUCGUCCUCGUCGUCCUCCUCGGCGGCGCCCGCUCCCUGUCCGCACGUCAGCCAGUACAACAUCCAGAACAUCUCCACGGGCCCCCGCAAGAACCAGAUCGAGAUCAAACUUGAAUCUCCGCAGAGGAGUAACUCCAGCACGGCCGUGCUGCGGACCGGCGGCCCGCGCUCCUCCUCCGCCUCCUCGUCCUGCCCGUCGUCCUCCUGCUCGCCCUCCGCCGGGGCGUCCGCCGCCCCCACCAGCCCCCUGUCCAUCGGGGGGGCGGGUCUCAGCCGCAGCCAGCCCACUGUUUACAUCUCCGCCAGCCCCCCCCGCCGCCGCCCCCGCCGCCCGCCCGAGGACGCCCCGGCGACCGCGGCCGGCUCCCGCUCGCAGCCCCAAGUUUUACAUUUCUGCAACGCCUCUAGCGACGACGGCGGGGGUCGGAACCCCCCCACGGUCUACAUCUCAGCAAACCCUCCCCUGCAGGGGCCCCCGGGGGCCAGGAAAAUGGGGGGCCAGAUGAGCAUGGGCCCCGCCUACAUCCACCACCACCCGCCCAGUCCGCGGCUCGGUGUGGGCGGCGCGGGCCCCGCCUCCUCCCCCCGCGUGGUUGUGACCCAGCCCAACACCAAGUACACUUUUAAAAUCACGUGUCUCCCAACAAAGCCCCCGGCCGUGUCCCCGGCGUGGUCUCCCCACCUUCCGAGGCCCAACAACCUCCUCAGCCUCCCCGCAGACCACCAUUUCGUGGAGCCGGACCCGCUGCACCUGUCGGACCCGCUGUCGCCUCACAGGGAGCGGCCCAGCGAGCCCCGCAGGCUCAGCAUGGGCUCCGACGACGCCGCCUACACGCAAGCGUUGCUGGUGCAUCAGAAGGCCCGUAUGGAGCGGCUAUGGCACGAGCUGGAGGUGAAGAAGAAGAAGCUGGAGAAGCUAAAAGAGGAGGUCAACGAGAUGGAGAACGACCUGACCCGGAGGCGGCUGGAGGCGCCAACCUCCGCCUCCCAGAUCCCCUCUAUCGAGGAAUGAAGCAGUUACGAUGCAAAAAACCGGUCGCGACUCCAAAUCGAUAUCGACUGCCUCAGCAAAGAAAUUGAUCUCCUUCAGACAAGAGACCACACUUUAAUUCCCAGUGCAAGCCAUAACUUCUAUGACAACAUUGGAUUCCUCGGUCCUGUUCCGCCUAAACCCAAAGGUACUUUAUCCAUCGACCCGGGCAGUAAGCUUGUGAGUCUCACAGACCAGGAGGAGGACGAGGGGACGGAGUGGAACUGCACGGCCUGCACCUUCCUCAACCACCCCGCCCUCAACCGCUGUGAACAGUGCGAGGUCCCUCGGCACUUCUGAGCCGGCCAGGCCUCGACCAUCCCCCCCGCCCCGCCCCGCCCCGCCCGCCCCGCGUUGACCGGUUCUCCUCCUCCUGAGGGCCGUCAGACUGAACGGACCCGACCGCGACCUCACCGAGAGACCGAGAACAGAACCGCAGCGCACCGGUCCGCCUGGCCCUCCACCUGCAGGGAAACCUCACUGCUCCCACUCAGUAGUUAACACACACAUUACACACACAUUACACACACACACAUCGCCCUUUUGGUGGACGGGAACCUGGAAUGAGCGUUUCGCUGGGUGGCCGGCGGCCCUCGGUGGGGGAGGGCAGCUGCCGGACUCGGUGGUUUGGCGGGGUGGGGGCGGACGGGGAGCCCGCCUCUGGCCCCGCCCCUCUGUCGAGCUUCCCGUCUCUUCAGUCCUGAGUGGACACGGAAACUCUGUUGCAUGCUUUGUGUCCAGCACACGGAGGCAGAAACUCCCCUCGGCUCUCUAUUGUACAUAAGUUUAAAAUGUGCCUUACAAGCCUUCCUCACACUAUGAAUCACUUGUAUUUUCCUGUAAGUAUAGCUUUAUAUACUUUAUUAACUUUUUUUUUUUGUUUUGUUUUUCGUCUCGUUUCCCCCCCUCCUCGAGCGAAAUGAGCGCCGCGGGUCCCUUUUAAGCUUUUCCCCUCAGUUUCUGUGAGAGUUGAAGCCUUGCAGGAAGAGGAGCAGAGCAGUUGGAAUCCUGGCAGUCAUCAUGAAGCUACAUCUGCCGGUCCGCUAGUCGCUGAGUUUCCUGUGUGCGAUCUGCAGAUCCAGCAGAGGAAGGCGAUGGAGGGGCCUUUUGGGGUGGUUUUUGUUUUCUUUUUUUUCUUUUUUUUUUUUUUCUUAU
This is a messenger RNA of Salarias fasciatus (jewelled blenny), 3640 nucleotides long. RefSeq names its product TGF-beta activated kinase 1 (MAP3K7) binding protein 2 (gene tab2). Lineage: Eukaryota; Metazoa; Chordata; Actinopteri; Blenniiformes; Blenniidae. Gene Ontology annotation, molecular function: K63-linked polyubiquitin modification-dependent protein binding; ubiquitin binding. Gene Ontology annotation, biological process: positive regulation of canonical NF-kappaB signal transduction; positive regulation of protein kinase activity. The record is from RefSeq and is a predicted model, not a curated record.